AUGGAGGCUAUGGUAGCGCGUAAUUUAUUUGUGGGAUAUAGUUUAGGGGAGUUGGAUCCUAUUUCGGUGUCGCACUUGCAGUUUGCUGAUGACACUCUGUUAAUGGGGGCAAAAAGUUGGGCUAAUGUUCGGGCUCUGCGAGCGUUACUGGUGUUGUUCGAGACUAUGUCAGGAUUAAAGGUCAAAUUUAACAAAAGUAUGCUUGUUGGGGUGAAUAUUCCUGAAUCCUGGUUAGGCGAAGCUGCGUCUGCUUUAUGUUGUAAAGUGUUGGGGACACAGGAAUCAGAUAGGUGGCGGUGGCAGCCAGAUCCUGACACAGGUUACACUGUUCCUUUGAAGGUAUCCAUCUUUGCGUGGCGGCUACUACGUGACAGGUUACCUACGAAGUCCAACCUGGUCACUCGAGGCAUCUUAUCUUCUCCAGCACAGUUAUGCGUAGCUGGGUGUGGGGAGGCAGAGUCGGCUCAUCAUUUAUUCAUCUCCUGUAGUUUCUUUGGUUCCCUUUGGGCUUUAGUGUGCACGUGGAUUGACAUUCCUUUGACGGACUCCAGUACUGUUCGGGAUCAUUUCGCUCAUUUCACAUCAUCAGGUGGUGGAUCUCGGACACGCCGGUCUUUUUUGCAGCUUAUUUGGCUUGUCAGCGUAUGGGUUAUAUGGACGGAAAGAAAUCACAGAUUGUUCAGAGGCUCAACUAGCACUUCCAUCCAGUUAUUGGACAAGAUCAAGUUAUUUUCUUAUAGGUGGUUGAAGUCGAAGAAUGUUACUUUGGCAUUAAACUACCAUAACUGGUGGUCUGGUCCUUUGUUAUGUUUGGGUCUUGUAUGA
This is a messenger RNA of Trifolium pratense (red clover), 825 nucleotides long. RefSeq lists its product as uncharacterized. The transcript is spliced from 3 exons. Bases 1 to 825 code for a protein of 274 amino acids. The record is from RefSeq and is a predicted model, not a curated record. Lineage: Eukaryota; Viridiplantae; Streptophyta; Magnoliopsida; Fabales; Fabaceae.